Molecule: messenger RNA, 1529 nt
Organism: Leptosomus discolor (cuckoo roller)
Lineage: Eukaryota; Metazoa; Chordata; Aves; Leptosomiformes; Leptosomidae
Source: RefSeq, a predicted model, not a curated record
GUUCUUUUGUCCUCCUCCAUGUGUGUAUCUCAUGGGCAGUGGAUGGAAGAAAAAAAAAGAGCAAAUGGAACGGGAUGGUUGCACUGAGCAAGAGUCACAACCUUGCGCCUUCAUUGGAAUAGGAAACAGCGACCAAGAAAUGCAGCAGCUGAACUUGGAGGGAAAGAAUUAUUGCACUGCCAAAACAUUAUACAUAUCAGACUCAGACAAGAGAAAGCACUUCAUGUUAUCGGUAAAAAUGUUCUAUGGCAAUAGUGACGACAUCGGUGUGUUCCUCAGUAAACGAAUCAAAGUCAUCUCCAAACCUUCUAAAAAGAAACAGUCACUGAAAAAUGCAGACUUAUGUAUUGCAUCAGGGACAAAAGUGGCACUAUUUAAUAGACUUCGAUCCCAAACAGUUAGCACCAGAUAUUUGCACGUAGAAGGUGGUAAUUUCCAUGCCAGUUCACAACAGUGGGGAGCAUUUUACAUUCACCUCUUGGAUGAUGAUGAAUCAGAAGGAGAAGAAUUCACAGUGAGAGAUGGCUACAUUCAUUAUGGGCAGACUGUCAAACUUGUAUGCUCAGUUACUGGCAUGGCACUCCCAAGACUGAUAAUUCGAAAAGUAGAUAAACAAACAGCGUUAUUGGAUGCAGAUGAUCCAGUAUCGCAGCUCCAUAAAUGUGCAUUUUACCUUAAAGACACUGAGAGAAUGUAUUUGUGCCUUUCCCAGGAGAGAAUAAUCCAAUUUCAAGCCACUCCAUGCCCAAAAGAACCAAAUAAAGAAAUGAUUAAUGAUGGAGCUUCUUGGACAAUCAUUAGCACAGACAAAGCAGAAUACACAUUUUAUGAGGGGAUGGGACCGGUCCAUGCUCCAGUGACACCUGUGCCUGUUGUAGAAAGUCUUCAAUUGAAUGGCGGAGGGGAUGUAGCAAUGUUGGAACUUACAGGACAGAACUUCACUCCAAAUUUACGUGUCUGGUUUGGGGAUGUGGAAGCUGAAACCAUGUACAGAUGCGCAGAGAGCAUGCUAUGUGUUGUUCCAGACAUUUCUGCAUUUCGAGAGGGUUGGAGGUGGGUCCGUCAGCCAGUCCAGGUUCCAGUAACUUUGGUCCGUAACGAUGGCAUAAUUUACUCCACCAGCCUUACCUUUACAUACACACCGGAACCAGGGCCACGACCACACUGCAGUGCUGCUGGAGCAAUCCUCAGAGCCAACUCAAGCCUCAUGGCUUCCAGUGAAACAAAUACAAACAGCGAGGGAAGUUACACAAACGUCAGCACAAAUCCCACCAAUGUCACAUCAUCUACAGCAACUGUAGUUUCCUAACUACUGUUGUUUGUCGGGACUUUAACUGACUUUUAAGUGCUACAUUCAAGAGAACCGAACAAUUUUUGUGGUUUCAUGGGAAAACACCUUUCCAUUUUAGGUGAUAUUAUUUGAACCUUGUUACCUGCAAGUGCUGAUCUUAAAUAUAGAAGCCACAAUAAAAAAACAAAAACAAAAAACAUCCGAAACUUAAGAACUUUAUUGAAAAUCUAUUUUUCAG